Molecule: messenger RNA, 1769 nt
Organism: Frankliniella occidentalis (western flower thrips)
Lineage: Eukaryota; Metazoa; Arthropoda; Insecta; Thysanoptera; Thripidae
Gene: Prp31
Product: U4/U6 small nuclear ribonucleoprotein Prp31
Exons: 10
Coding region: 169-1659 (496 amino acids)
Biological process (GO): mRNA splicing, via spliceosome; spliceosomal tri-snRNP complex assembly
Cellular component (GO): precatalytic spliceosome; U4 snRNP; U4/U6 x U5 tri-snRNP complex
Source: RefSeq, a predicted model, not a curated record
AGAACGUACCAAACGCACAGGACGUUAAGAAAACCCUCUACAAGGCACUGCCGCAAGAGUCUGUUUGUUUGUGUUUUGCUUCAGCAGCCUGUUCGGUUAGUCGUCGCUGCUUCGUUCGGUUAAAUUGGUUCAAUCGUUCAUUUGUGACGUAAAGACAGAUCAUUCAAGAUGUCUCUGGCCGACGAACUUUUGGCCGAUUUAGAGGAAAAUGACGCUCCAGAGGAGGAGGUUAUGGAUACAACUACUCCGGCUGAUGAUGAACAUGUUUUUCUCAAGCCUGCAAUACCCACCAGAAUAGAGGAGGAAGUCAAGCUUUCAUCAAUUCGUCAGCUUGCCACUCUGCACGAUUCUGACAGAUUGAAAAGAAUAUUAGCUGAGAUAGAGAAGUUUAGAUACAGAACCCGUAAACCUGAAGAUGUUGUUGGUGCAGUUGAGCAGGACCCUGAGUAUUUACUUAUUGUAGAGGCCAACAAUGUUGCUGUUGAAGUUGAUAAUGAAAUUGCCGUGAUUCAUCGUUUCACCAGAGAAAAGUAUUCGAAAAGGUUUCCAGAAUUAGAGUCUCUUGUUGUUGGGCCUUUAGAAUAUGUUAUGACAGUGAAAGAACUAGGAAAUGACCUAGACAAUGCUAAGAACAAUGAGGAGCUUCAACAGUUUCUUACACAAGCUACUAUUAUGGUGGUUUCUGUUACUGCUUCUACUACUCAAGGACAAACCUUGACACCAGACGAAUGGAAAAGUAUAGUUGAAGCUUGUGAAAUGGCCAUUAACUUAAAUAACUAUAAACUACGUAUUUAUGAAUAUGUUGAAAGCAGGAUGGCCUUCAUAGCUCCAAAUUUGUCCUAUAUUGUUGGGGCAUCAACAGCUGCCAAAAUAAUGGGUGUAGCUGGCGGUCUUACAAACCUAUCCAAAAUGCCUGCCUGUAAUGUCCUUCUUCUUGGUUCUCAAAAGAAAACACUUUCUGGCUUCUCCCAGGUUGCUACAUUACCACACACAGGGUUCAUUUAUUAUUCUGAAAUUGUUCAGGAUGCUCCUCCGGAUCUCAGGAGGAAGAUGGCACGGCUUGUUGCAGCUAAGGGUAUUUUGGCAGCAAGAGUCGAUGCUGCGCACGAAAGUGCUGAUGCUCACAUAGGCCGAAUGUUCAGAGAAGAAAUAGAAAAGAAACUAGACAAGUUAACUGAACCACCACCUGUCAAAUUUGUGAAGCCUCUUCCAAAGCCAGUUGAUCCAUCACGCAAGAAGCGUGGUGGCAAGAGAGUUCGUAAAAUGAAGGAACGAUAUGCUGUUACUGAACUACGUAAACAACAGAACAGGCUCAACUUUGCUGAUAUUGAAGAUGAUGCUUAUCAAGAAGAUUUGGGUUAUAAUCGUGGUACAAUUGGCAAGACUGGCACUGGACGAAUUAGGCUUCCACAAGUAGAUGAGAAAACCAAAGUGCGCAUUUCAAAGACCCUGCAAAAAAAUUUACAAAAACAAAACCAAGUGUGGGGAGGCAGUACAACUGUCAAAAAACAAGUGUCAGGCACUGCCUCAAGUGUUGCUUUCACUCCUUUGCAGGGGCUUGAAAUUGUUAAUCCACAAGCUGCUGAGAAGAAUGUCAAUGAGGCUAAUGCAAGAUACUUUUCAAAUACUGCCAGUUUUGUCAGAAUACAGAAAAGCUAAACAAAGCUCAAGUCACAUUCUUAUUCACAAUCAAAUAAGUUGGGUAUGAUAUCAGUAAAUAUUACUACUGUAUGUAUUAAAAUAAAAAUAAGAUUCCACUGAAAAUUUAA